AUUCACGGCAGAAUCGGGAUUGACGCGACUGACAACGAGACCAAAACAUCUCCCAAACCCACGAUUUGUUAUCUCUAGGCAUCGCGUGAACGGAAAUUGUUUGUGGCUUAUGAGGGACUCCGAGCCACAGGGAAGCAUCAUUGUCUUGGCUCGAACGUCUCUAGUUACCAAUGGCAUCUCAUUUCAUCACCCUGAAUAACGGCCAGGCCAUCCCUGCGAUCGGGCUCGGAACCUGGCAAUCGAAACCCAAUGAAGUCGCCCGCUCCGUCGAACAUGCACUGAAGGCGGGUUAUAGACACAUUGACUGUGCUUGGGCGUAUGGGAACGAAAAGGAAGUCGGCGAGGGUCUGCGUGCAUCGGGCGUUCCGCGGGAAGAAGUUUUUAUCACUAGCAAGCUUUGGGGUACAUACCAUAGACGUGUCGAGCAAUGCCUCGACCAAACGCUUGCCAACCUGGGAACGACAUAUCUUGACCUUUACCUUGUUCACUGGCCUAUUGCGAUGAACCCAGACGGGAAUCACCCUGUCAUGCCGAUGCGCCCAAACGGCAACCGCGACAUUGAUGAAUCCCGAGACCUCAGGGACACUUGGCAGGGUAUGGAGGCCAUGGUAAAGAAGGGUAAAGUCAAGGCAAUCGGCGCGUCAAACUUCUCCCAGAUGAUGCUUGAGAAGAUUUUACCCAUUGCUGAGGUCAUCCCGGCCGUUAAUCAGCUCGAACUUCACCUGUACAAUCCGCAGCUGGAGCUUCUCGAGUACUUGAAGUCGAAGAAAAUCGUUCCACAAGCAUACUCACCCCUUGGUUCGACCAACUCUCCAUUGUUUGCCGAUGAGUCCGCGACCGAGAUUGCGAAGAAGCGCGGUCUCAAGAGCACCUCCGAUGUCCUUCUCGGCUACCUGCUGGCAAAGGGUAUUGUUGUCCUUCCCAAAUCAGUGACACCAUCCCGUAUCGAGUCUAACUUGACUGGUGCGCUAGAGGCAUACAACGCUCUGACCCCAGAGGACAUUCAGGUCCUUGACGGUGUAGCUGCGAGUGGCAAGCAGAAACGUUUCAUCAUGCCUCCCUGGGGUAUUGACCUCGGUUUCGACAACUGGCCUGUUCCAACCAAGUGAGCGACAGGCUCAGUCAUUCACUAAAUCAUGAGAUUGACAGGAAGUGAAUUGGAGGGCACGAUUGUAGCAUUCGAGGUAGAGCUGUCUGCACCAGUAAAGCUGCAUGUACUCAUAGGAGAAUCUAUUACGGAAUCGACGCACUGUUAAAUGGGAACGAGUCACAGUAUGCCGCGACAGUGAGAUGACACGACUCAAGAGUCAGGAAGUGCCUCCACAUCCGCCAGC
Messenger RNA from Suillus paluster, 1334 nucleotides. Its product is annotated as NADP-dependent oxidoreductase domain-containing protein. The record is from RefSeq and is a predicted model, not a curated record. Gene Ontology annotation, cellular component: cytosol. Bases 171 to 1109 code for a protein of 312 amino acids. The transcript has 9 exons. Gene Ontology annotation, molecular function: aldose reductase (NADPH) activity. Lineage: Eukaryota; Fungi; Basidiomycota; Agaricomycetes; Boletales; Suillaceae.